AUGCCACCCUUGCUUCAAGACUCACUUGAACAAGGGGUUUCCCGUCUGUCCCACCUCCUCAAUGGCUCCCAUCCGCGUCAGGAGCUCAACCCUCAGGGACCCCAGCCGAGAGACCGCACAAGCGUCAACGACAGACUUAUACAUUCUGUUUCACUGGCGUCGUCUUCACCAUUGUCAUCGCUAGCGGAUGACUCCCUCUCCAUCCUGGAAGAUAUCGGCGCCAAUCUGAGCCAGCCUCUGCUCAUUCCUCAAAGCGUUGACCAGGUUGAAGGUCUCCUCCGCCUCCUGCUUCAUGUUCCGUCUGGCUUCCUCGUCACCGGCGCCAGGCUUGGUCAACGGGCCAAUGAUCCACAGCUCGCGGAUCUCAUGGGUAAGGGAGAGCAAGUCCUCGGUGGCUCUGAUCUGCUUGACUGUCAGUACAUGAUUCUGAGGGGCAAGGGCGAGAUAUUGUAG
This is a messenger RNA of Podospora bellae-mahoneyi, 453 nucleotides long. RefSeq lists its product as uncharacterized. Bases 1 to 453 code for a protein of 150 amino acids. NCBI's taxonomy places the organism in Eukaryota, Fungi, Ascomycota, Sordariomycetes, Sordariales, Podosporaceae. The transcript is spliced from 4 exons. The record is from RefSeq and is a predicted model, not a curated record.